This is a messenger RNA of Lobosporangium transversale, 936 nucleotides long. RefSeq lists its product as hypothetical. Gene Ontology annotation, molecular function: GTP binding. The record is from RefSeq and is a predicted model, not a curated record. Bases 82 to 936 code for a protein of 284 amino acids. Lineage: Eukaryota; Fungi; Mortierellomycota; Mortierellomycetes; Mortierellales; Mortierellaceae. The transcript has a single exon.
GUUGUGAAAUGUCUGAAUAUUUAUAUAAAACUACAAGGGUGUAUAAAAAUAUCAAAAUCCACCCCUCCUGAUGUAUUCCCAAUGUCCCAUUUAUACAAUCUCAUUUUCGGCCAGCCGCAAGACCCUACCAUCGAGUCGCUGAAACGCCACGUAGCAAGCCAACAGGGAGCAUACAGUUAUAUUCUGCUCAUUGCUGGCAACCCUGGAGUUGGGAAGAGUUUUAUUGCUAAUAGCCUUGGAGCAAAUUUCAUGUCCGACUUCUCGACAGACGGUGCUGGAAUAACAAGAGUUUUACAAUAUGGUGACGUCUCGAUUGACAAUCAGCCGGUCCUUGUGCUUGAUGUGCCAGGCCUGUUUGAGGGAACUCUGGCUACGACGAGGCGCAAUGCAAAGGAAAUCACCAAAGCAUUACAAAUUGGAAAGAUCACUGAAAUCCCUCUCAAGAUCGGGAUCGUUAUAGAGGACAAAAAUGGAAGAAUUGACGAAAAGGAUAGGCUCUUGAUCGAGAAGAUCCACAAAGCAUUGUCACCCAGCCCCGAGUUCCUUUUGAUUUUCAACCAGGUCAAGCAGCGCAACAAGGAGAAGUAUACACUGUUGUAUAUAGAGAGAGUGGUGAAUAUAUUCGGCGCUAACACUGGUGUUGGUGUCGAUAAGGCUCGUACGAUUGUUAUCGAAGACUACAAUAAUGAUGAGUCAGACAUGGGGUCACUCAUUGUCAUGCUCAGGAGAGUCAAUGCAAUACGAGUGCAAAGUGUCACCGAUAUCACAGUUACCGAGAAUGAAUAUAAGUCCUACUCAAAAGCUUUAAUUGAACACUUUUCCGUGGCUGUGGCAUAUGGUUUGGCUAUGGCCGGAACAAGAGCAGCACCAGCGAAGGCGGCAGCGUCAAUAGUGCUGACAGCUUCUUAUAUGGUCUACAAGUCAAUGAAUCGCUAA